UUCGGAAGACACUAACACCAACAUUUUAAAAUGUUCCAAGAACUUUAAAUUCGUGUAAUGUCGGGGUCUACCUCUUUGGUGUUUUGAUUUGAAAAAUGUUCUAAAAGCCAAUCUAGACAAUCACGUGAUUCUGUUUUUUUCUCCUAAUUGUCCUAUGAGACAGUUUGAGUCUUUUUUUUUUUCAAAUUAAUUUCUUAAACGGGGCUGUCUUUACUGUUAGUCUUGAGGGGCAAUGAGGUUUAUAAACCACAGUUACCCUCAGAGUGGCUUUGUAAUUUUCAUCUCAGUUUUUGUGCAGGUCGCUCCGUCAUGGAUCUUUGUGUGACUAUCAAAGGCGUCUCCUUCCUUUUGCAAACGGGUUUGGGCAUCCUGGGGAACUCUGUGGUGCUUCUGGUGUACAGCCACAUCAUGUGCACCGGACCAAAGCUUCUUCCUGUAGACAUGAUCCUGUGCCACCUUGCCUUUGCCAACUUGAUACUGCUUUUGACUCGUUGCGUACCCCAGACCAUGACUGUGUUCGGACUAAAGGACCUGUUGAACGAUCCCGGCUGUAAGGUGGUCAUAUACGCUUAUCGCAUUGGCCGGGCUUUGUCGGUCUGCAUCACCUGCAUGCUCAGUGUGUUUCAGGCAGUGACCAUCGCCCCAGCUGGACCCUUUUUGUCCAGAUUGAAGCUUGCACUUUCUUCCCUGGUCUUUCCAACCUUUGUGGGGCUGUGGCUUCUCAACAUGGCAGUUUGCAUUGCAGCCCCUUUCUUCUCCAUGGCUCCUCGGAAUGGCACUGUCCUGCCUUUUACGCUCAACCUUGGCUUCUGUCAUGUGGACUUCAGAGACAACCUUUCAUAUGUUAUUAAUGGAGUGGCUGUGUCUGUAAGGGACUUUGCAUUUGUUGCCCUGAUGGUGGGCUCCAGCGGGUAUAUUCUUCUGCUUCUCCAUCGACAUAGUCACCAGGUGAGAAAGAUACGUCGCUCACACAGCAGUGGAGCAGAGACCAGGGCAGCCAAAACAGUGCUAAUCCUGGUGAUACUCUAUGUAGUUUUCUUUGGUAUUGAUAAUGUGAUCUGGAUCUACAUGUUGACUGUGUCAAAUGUGUCACCAGUGGUGGCUGAUAUGAGGGUUUUCUUCUCCUCCUGCUACGCCUCUCUCAGUCCCUACUUCAUCAUCUCCUCAAACAAGAAGGUCAAGAGGAAAAUAGUGUGUGCAGCUGAGCAAGACCAGCCUUCAGUGGAGACUCAAGAGUCAAAUGACAAAUGAUUCCAUCUCUAUCUUGGUAGCAUACUGACUCCCCUUUGCUGCAGCAGCGUUUUUCAGCAUCAUUUUAUCGAUUGAUAUGGCUGGUGUUCUGACGAUCACCAGACCAUUAUAUGACGAGAAGCUUGUGUAUUUUUUUAAACAAUCGUUUGUUCUGUGGUUGUUUUUUAAGGAAGUUUCAAAUUAAAAAUGUUAGUGCAUAAUUGUAUGCAUCUAAGACUGUGCUUGCGUUUGAGAAAUCUUUGUGAGACUUUAACAAAUUUUGCUUCAGAAACUGAGAGGGUGAGAUGAACCAAUUCAAAAUAUCAUUUGGUUUCAGUAUUCAUCCAAAGGAGUUAAAUUGCAACCACUGCCUGUUUCUUUUUUAUGUUUUCCAUUUAUGAUUUUUUUUUCUGGGAUAUUGGUUAAACCAGCAUGAUCUUCAUGAUGAAUUUAAGACAGCUUGACAACAAAAAAUGUCAAGGAUCAUUUUC
Oryzias latipes (Japanese medaka) is the source of this 1721-nucleotide messenger RNA. It is a transcript of the gene ora1, whose product is annotated as olfactory receptor class A related 1. Gene Ontology annotation, cellular component: membrane. Gene Ontology annotation, biological process: G protein-coupled receptor signaling pathway. The record is from RefSeq and is a predicted model, not a curated record. NCBI's taxonomy places the organism in Eukaryota, Metazoa, Chordata, Actinopteri, Beloniformes, Adrianichthyidae. Gene Ontology annotation, molecular function: pheromone receptor activity.